UAAACCAUUAUCUAAUGGUGUCCUAAAUAUUAGUUUCAGUUAACCGAGAUAACAUGCGGGCAUAUAUUCUAGGAAGUCACUAUUAUUAAGAUAACGAUUUAUCAUAAUUCGUUUAAAAAAACAAAGACAACAUUAAUCAAUUUCCGUCUAUCACGUAGUUAUUAGCAUAUAAUGUUAUACUGUGUUAUUAGUAAGUUGCAAGAUACCGACCGAUCGAGUUUGAACUGGACAUCCGUUUAGGCAUAACUUAGGUGUAUAUGACCAAUUUUGGAUAACCUUUCUAAUUUCUACUUUGCGUUAAAGUAAUUAGCAAUAAAGAAAAAUAAAUAUUAUCAAGUAAUAAAAGUAAAUAUACUCAAAAAAGUUGCCUAUAGUUAGAUUGUAUUUCUUUAUAUGGUUUUAUUCAAUACACUUAAAUUGUUAAAUAGUAUUACUAACUAUAAGAAGAUGUCAAUCUUAAUUGAAAAGGUAAAACUAAAUCCAGUAGAUUUUUCUAAAGCAAACGCCAAAAGAGAGGAAGUCUUUUAUCAUUUAUUCACAAAACUCAAAGCUGAUAGUCAAAUAAUAACCGAAUCAACAGUUCAAACUAUCCCACUGAAUAAAAAUUUAGAGACAAAAGUGUUUAUACACGGUUGGAACUCUUCAAUUCACAAAGGAAAUUGGUAUGAUGGUUUUAAAGAUGCAUACUUUAAAAGAGGAGAUUACAACAUUUUGUAUGUCGACUGGUUUAUACCGGGAAGUCAAGAAUUUCCCGUAUCAGCUGCUAAUGUAAAACCUGUCGGACAUUUUAUAGGAGAUCUUUUGUUAGCUUCCAAGAUUCCAUUAGAAAAAAUUCAUGUUAUUGGUAAAUCAUUAGGUUCACAUGUUGCAUCAUAUGUAGGAAAAAGAAUUUUUGAAGUAACCUCAAACAAAAUUGCUAGAAUAACAGGAUUAGAUCCAGCCGGACCUAAAUUUGAACAUACAGAUCUGAACGAAGACCAAAGAUUAUUUAAAUUAGAUGCCGAAUUUGUUGAUAUCGUCCACACAGAUGCUGGUUAUUACGGGUUUAUUAAUCCAAUAGGAACAGUUGAUUUUUAUCCAAAUGGAGGAAAAGAUCAACCUGGAUGUGGAAGUGAUGAUAGCGGACAUAAUGACAGUCAUGGAAGGUCAAAUUGGUUCUUUUUGGAAUCGAUUAAUUCGAAAAAUUUCUUAGCAAGAAAAGCUGAAAGUUGGGAAAAGUACUUAGAAGGAAAAUAUGAAGAUAAUGAAGGUGUUGUGUUUGGAGAAGAUGUUCCAAAAAAUGUUAAAGGAAAUUAUUAUUUUGAAACUAACUCGAAAUAUCCAUAUGCUAAACUAUAAAUAAAAUAAAUAUUUUUCUAA
Messenger RNA from Onthophagus taurus, 1359 nucleotides. The record is from RefSeq and is a predicted model, not a curated record. NCBI's taxonomy places the organism in Eukaryota, Metazoa, Arthropoda, Insecta, Coleoptera, Scarabaeidae.